Molecule: messenger RNA, 3746 nt
Organism: Drosophila yakuba
Lineage: Eukaryota; Metazoa; Arthropoda; Insecta; Diptera; Drosophilidae
Gene: Mov10
Product: putative helicase mov-10-B.2
Exons: 5
Coding region: 404-2959 (851 amino acids)
Biological process (GO): regulatory ncRNA-mediated post-transcriptional gene silencing
Cellular component (GO): cytosol; P granule
Molecular function (GO): RNA binding; 5'-3' RNA helicase activity
Source: RefSeq, a predicted model, not a curated record
UCGCGUUUUAAAACGUGAAAUUGUUUAGAAAAUCAUCCAUGGAUUUCCCCUCGAUCACUUAAAGCUUUCUUUCCGCUUCACAAAGAUCAGCAACCACCUUGAGAUGACUAAGUUCCAUUCUAGCCAAUAAAUAGAUGUUAAGCUAUAAAAUCUAUACUAUUACAGAAGCCAAUGUAAUGACAAACUCGAAGUCCCAAUGUACAUCGGCUGCACUUGAAAUAGAAUUUCUUUGUGAUAAGGCAAGCAUAUAGUGGGAUUUCCCUUUAUGGUAUUCUUAACUUUAACUUUAUAAAUAUGGCGUACGACCGACGCUUGCUUUCAUUACUAAACAGACACUUCAGUCACGUACAUACAUCGCGUCCAGUUUUAAAAUCAAUUUUAAGUGUUCCCUGAAUAUAUUUAAAUGGGAUCACGUUUGACAAAACAGAGAACAGUGCAAUCGCAAAGCAACCCAACAAUGCAUGAAGUAGAGAAUUUGGAAUCGCUAGAUCAGCAGCUAUCAAGUAUAUCCCUAGAUAGAGGUAAUUGGGAAAACAAUGAAAAAACUACGUUCAUGUUUCUUUUGAAAUACAUGGCCAUCGACGACGACAAAGCCAAACAAUGUGAUCCUCUGCAAAAACAAAAGAAACUUUUAUCCCUGAUGCGCAGUUUGCCAAUUUAUCCGCCAAGUAAGGAAAUGCUACAGGCUCUGGCUACUGAAUUCGCAGACACCGAUUUGAUUGCAAAUAAUAUUAUGUUCGAAGAGUUUCUGCAUACCAAACGCUUGGAGUUUUACAAUGUAUGCUCCGUGAUGCAAACGCUGCUAACGAUCGAGGAUCUUUCCAGCAUGGAGCUGUACGCUCAACUUAUCCAAGCUGAUGUGUCUGUGCAGCGGGUCUCCAAGCUGAGAUAUAAAAUUGCUCUCAAGGGCACGCGAGUGAAUGCAGAGGACUUUGUUGCUGCCAAUCUGGACGAAGUGGUGCUGGUGCCCAUGUCCAGCCGGUUGGGAUCUCCACUACCUAAGCAGUUGGUGCUGGCCCUGCUUCCGCAUCCUCACGAAAAUUUAAGCCCGACUGAUCCGAUGCACCGCCCUGUGGCCAGUGUGGAGCAGGUCAGCCGCACCACUGUUCACGUGCGCUUUAGCCGUGAAAAUUGCCCAAACGAAGCGGUUUUUGUAGGCCAGCGCUUCUACGCCAUAAUUCGCUCCAAACGAACUCCAAUGCGAUACAUGUAUCGCGCACUCAGGUUGCUCCAGGAGAGCCCCUUGGUGCGCCGCUACCUAUUUCCGUUUCCCAGUUGGCUGACGCAGAUGGUGUCCACUUCCCAGAAGAACGGCGGCAGAUGUCCUAGUUGGAUGGAAGCGAACCCACCACAACAGCCAGCUACUCCGACCUCACUCUCCCUUCUAAAUUCGACCAUCUAUUCUAACGCAGAGCAGUUAGAGGCCGUACAACGCAUUGUUGCGGGACCAAGUACUCAGGGACCAUACAUUCUGUUCGGACCACCAGGCACUGGCAAAACCACUACCAUUGUGGAGACCAUUCUACAGCUGCGCCUUCAAAAACCACAAAGCCGUAUCCUUGUAACCGCCGGCUCGAACUCGGCCUGCGACACAAUCGCCCUGAAGCUUUGCGAGUAUAUUGUAAGCAACACCCGGCUUCAGGAGCACUUUGCCCGACAGGUGCUGCCAAAGAAGGAUCACCAGUUGAUCCGCCUAUACUCGCGCUCCAUUUAUCACAAGGGUCUUCAGUCCGUGCCGGCGCUGCUGCUGAAGAAUUCCAAUUGCUCGAAGCGCACUUACAAGCACCUUGGAGUUUCACAUAUUCUGGAGUACGGCAUAACGGUGGCCACGCUCUGCACAGUGGGUCGCUUGGUCACUGAUAACCUCGGCAAGCACAACUUUUUCACCCACAUUUUCAUCGACGAGGCGGGAGCUGCCACUGAACCCGAGGCAUUGAUCGGUAUAAUGGGUAUAAAGCAGACGGGGGAUUGCCAUGUGAUCCUGUCCGGAGAUCAUAAGCAACUCUGCGCCGUGAUAAAGAGUAAUCGAGCUGCAUCUCUGGGAUUAAGCCAGUCUCUAAUGGAAAGGCUCCUACGAUCCGAUUGCUACAAAGUUGAUGAAAACGGAAACUACGAUCGCACCCUGCAGACGCGUCUACGUCGUAACUAUCGAUCCCAUCCUCAGAUUGUGGGCCUGUUUAAUGAGCUCUACUAUAACGGAGAGCUGAUCCCUCAGGCACGCUCUGUGGAUGUGAAUCUAGCCGCCAACUGGAGCGUUCUGCCCAAUCCACAGUUCCCGAUAAUAUUUCAGGCUACUCAUGGAGUAACCAAACGGGAGCAGCACUCCACUAGCUCUUUCAAUCAUCUGGAGGCGGAAGUAACAUGUUGGUAUGUAAAUCGCCUGAUAAAAGAUGGCCUGAAAAGCGGAAAGAAAGUAAGACAGGAGGACAUCGGCAUUGUUGCGCCGUAUACCGCUCAGGGUAAGGUAGUUACCAAGCUACUCCACAACCGGGGACUAUCGAAUGUGGAGGUGGGCAGCGUGGAGAGCUAUCAGGGUCGCGAAAAGACCAUAAUCAUAGCAAGUUUGGUUCGAUCCUUUGCAAAAAUGGGAUUCAUGCGCAAUCGUCGCCGUGUGAACGUUCUUUUGUCAAGAGCUAAGGCACUGCUGAUCCUGGUUGGCAAUCCGGUCACCCUUCGUCAUCACCGGGACUUCCAGUUCAUAAUCAAGGAGUGCAAGAAACAAGGCACAUAUCUCUUCAAGAAGAAGGGUUCCGAGCAGAUACCGUGUAUCCUGCCUGACACUGAGGAAGAUGAAUCAGAUGAGGAGUCGGGCUGUGAGUCGGAGGAUGAGGAGCUUACUCCUUGGUAUGCCAGAAUGCCACCGCACAUUUGUGUGGCCAUUGACCAAAUCAAACCGCAACACAAGAAGGAACAGCUCGCUGAAUCUCUCUCGAAAUUAGUGUCAAAAAUGAAACUGUAGAAUUUGUAAGACUUAUGAAUAAGCGUAGGCUAAGUUGAAAAUGACAGACUCCGAAAAGUUCAAUGUAAUAGUUCAAGGCAUUAUCGUGUCCAUAAGAUGAACCUCUAGAAGAGAUGUAAUGAAACCAAAUCUAAUUUAUUGGAUGCUCAGACAGCACCAAAUAUUCUAAGCUAUGCCAUCUGUAAACCUGAAGUUUUUGUUAAGUUUUAAUAUAAGUUUUCGAAAACAAUAAUCGCUUUUUGCAGUCAUAGACUGAUUUACGAAGAAGAAUACCCAAGAUAUUCCAUUUGGUGUCCUGCAAAUGGAGAAAGGAAAACAUUUUAUUCAAGUUUUGUGUAAGAAAUGGACCAAUGAAAUCCAAACGAAUAUGUUCUCAUGAAUGUUAAGUCAAAAUCUUUGUCUAAAUUCCAUUUUUUUUUAUAUUCAACCAAAUUGGUAAUGCGAAUCCGGAUUUAUCAUAUAUAUUAAUAUAUAUUUAAGCAGUGUCUAUAUAAUUAGUAAAACGAUUACAAAAUACAAAUACAAUGGAGUUGCUGCGUUAGGUAUUGAAAGAGUGUUUAAAAAUAGUUCUGCUCUUGUCGCGAAAGUUAUUUCAUUUUUUAACGCUCUAUCCUUUAAAUUUGUUCAGUCUUUGUUAAUCAACAACUUUGUUAAAGUGUUCUUUUUUUACGUUGAGUUGCGUUUUUUUGCUUGCCUUUUCGUUUUUUAAGCAAUUAAAGUUGAGAAAAAUGUUUAAGAUAGAAAUGCCAAGUUUAGUUCGAUUAAUUAAAGUUUGUUCGACAUAAAA